ACCGCCCCGCUUCCGUCCGCACCGGACCGCCAAGCUGCAAACCCGAGCUCGGCCGGGAGCUUGACCCAGCCCGCCGCUGGGGCGUCGGCGUAGGCCGUGCGGGCGGGCUUGGUUGAUGGGUAGAUUUAAAUUACAAAGCCCUCCCAGGGUAGGAGGCCGACAUGCUGUUGGUGAAAACAGCUCCCCGAGCGCCGGUGCCCAGCGCCUUGGAAAACACCCGGUCUCCGCUCGAGUUCAGUAGCGGGGGACUCCGAGAACUUUAACUUUUAGAAGUGAAUAAAACUGGUUUUGGAAGACAAGAUGACUACAACUGCAGAAAGAAAGUAUAUUAAUAUUAGAAAAAGAUUGGAUCAGUUGGGAUACCGCCAGACUCUGACAUUGGAGUGUUUACCAUUGGUGGAAAAACUUUUCAGUGACUUAGUUCAUACAACAGAAAGCCUUCGACAAUCAAAAUUAUCUACUGUGAAAGCUGAAAAGGAAAGUGCCAAUUUUGAUUUUGUAUUGGAACCCUAUAAACUUGAAAAUGCAAGAUUGAGUAGGGAAAAUAAUGAAUUAUACCUGGAAUUAAUGAAACAGAGAGAGUACUCAGACCAACACAUUAAAGAGUUGAAAACUACUUUGAAAAAGUGUGCACGUGAAACCGCUGAUCUGAAAUUUCUAAAUAACCAAUAUGUUCAUAAACUCAGACUUUUGGAGAAAGAAAGCAAAGCUAAGAAUGAAAAAAUUCAGCAACUUCAAGAAAAGAAUUUGCAUGCUGUAGUACAAACUCCGGGUGGCAAGAAAAGAAGCAUUGCUUUCAGGCGCCAGCGUAUGCAAAUAGAUGAACCAGUCCCUCCUUCUGAAGUUAGUGGUUAUCCAGUUCCACAGCCAGAUGACCCUUACAUUGCAGACCUCCUGGAAGUGGCUGAUAAUAGGAUUCAAGAGCUUCAGCAGGAAGUCCACCAUCUACAAGAAAAGUUAGCAAUGAUGGAAAAUGGCAUAAAAGAUUACAGCAAGCAGAUUGAGCUAAGAGAACGAGAAAUAGAAAGACUGUCAGGUACUUUGGAUGGUGGUCGCUCCCCUGAUGUCCUGUCUCUGGAGAAUAGAAAUAAAACCAAUGAAAAGCUUAUUGCUCAUUUAAAUAUUCAGGUUGACUUUCUUCAGCAAGCUAAUAAAGACCUGGAGAAGCAUAUUCAAGAGCUUAUGAAAACCAAGGAAACAGUGACGACUGAAGUUGUUAAUUUAAGUAACAAAAAUGAAAAACUCUGCCAAGAAUUAACUGAAAUAGACCAGUUAGCACAGCAGUUGGAAAGACAUAAAGAAGAAGUACUUGAGACUGCUGAUAAAGAACUUGGGGAAGCAAAGAAAGAGAUUAAAAGAAACCUCUCUGAAAUGCGGAAUCUUGAGGAAACAAUGGCAAAACUUCAACUGGAAUUAAGUUUAUGCCAUAAAGAAAAGGAGAGACUAAAUGAUGAACUCCUUCUGAAAUCAGACCUAGAAACUGUUGUACAUCAGCUUGAACAAGAAAAACAAAGACUUAGCAAAAAAAUGGAAGGUUUUGCAGCUAUAGAAAAAGAACUUACUUUGGAAGUUGAAAGGAUGAGGCUAGAACAUGGAAUAAAACGUCGAGACAGGUCACCUUCUCGUUUAGAUACAUUUCUGAAAGGUAUAGAAGAAGAACGAGAUUAUUAUAAGAAAGAACUAGAAAGACUCCAACAUAUAAUACAACGAAGAUCUUGCUCUACAAAUCAUUGCGCACGUGAAAAACAUUCAAUAUUUAAAACACUAGAAAAGGGUGAUUAUAAUUCAGAUAUUCAUCUGAUUGCAAGAGAAAGAGAUGAACUUCAGCGUAUGCUAGAAAGAUUUGAAAAAUAUAUGGAAGAUAUACAGUCCAAUGUUAAAUUAUUGACAGCAGAAAGAGAUAAACUAAGUGUCUUAUAUAAUAAAGCUCAGGAAGAAUUAUCUGCACUAAAACAGGAAUCCACUCAAAGCACAGGGCCAAAUAAUCUCCUUAGUCUUAUGGAAAAGGAAAAAGAACUUGCAUUAUCUGACUUAAGAAGAAUUAUGGAAGAAAAGGAAGCUUUAAAAGAAAAAUUAAAAAAUAUCCAGGAAAUGAAUGUUUUUGGCAAAACAGAAUUAGAGAAAACUAUUGAACAUUUGACAUGUGUUAAUCAUCAGCUUGAAAGUGAAAAAUAUGAAUUACAAUCGAAAGUGUUCCUAAUGAAAGAAAAAAUAGAGUCAUUAGAGAACAAAUCAAAAUUUCAAGCUCAACAAAUAAGCCAAAUUGGCCAUGUGCCUGGUGACUCAUCUCAUCAGAAAACAGAGAUGAAUUCCCUUAGGAUAGUAAAUGACCAGCUACAGCGGUCACUUGAUGAGUAUCAGCGCCGACUUUCCUUAAAAAGAGGUGAACUUGAAUCAGCCCAAGAACAAAUUAAAAUACUGGAGGGAAAAAUAAAUGAACUAAACCUUAAGAUGACUUCACAGAAUGAGGCAGCUCAUGUAAUGAAAAAGACCAUUGGUGUUAUUGAUAAAGAAAAAGACUUUCUUCAGGAAACUGUAGACGAGAAGACAGAAAAGCUUGCAGACUUGCAAGAAAACCUAGAAAAUAAAGAGAAAGCUAUUGCUCAGAUGAAGAAAACUAUCUCAGAGUAUGAAUUAUCCAAGAACCAGCUAAAGGAAGCAUUGACUAAUCGAGAAAGGGAGAUAAGCAGCCUUCGACGCCAGGUUGAUGCAUGUCACAAAGAACUUGAUGAAGUGGGAAGAGCUAGAGAAAUAGCUUUUAAGGAAAACAGACGAUUACAAGAUGAUCUGAGUACAAUGGCAAGAGAAAACCAAGCAAUCUCAUUGGAAUUGGAAGCAGCAAUGCAAGAAAAGGAAGAAAUGAAGAGUAGAGUGCAUAAUUAUAUAACUGAGGUGUCACGAUGUGAGAGUUUAAUGGCUGCUAAGGAACAAGAAAAUCAAGAUUUGUUAGAUAGAUUUCAGAUGCUUCAUAGCCGUGCUGAAGACUGGGAAGUCAAAGCCCAUCAAGCAGAAGGAGAAAGCAGCUCAGUUCGACUGGAACUUCUCUCUAUUGAUACAGAAAGGAGACACCUUCGAGAAAGAGUCGAGCUACUAGAAAAAGAAAUUCAGGAGCACGUAAAUGCACAUCAUGCUUAUGAAUCUCAAAUCUCAUCAAUGGCAAAAGCCAUGUCUAGAUUAGAAGACGAGCUGAGACAUCAAGAAAAUGAGAAAGCAGCAGUAUUAAGUGACUUGUCUUCUCUUAGGGAACUUUGCAUUAAACUUGAUUCAGGCAAAGAUGUUAUGACCCAACAAUUGAAUUCCAAAAGCCUUGACUUGGAGAGGGCUGUGGUAGAAUUAGAAAAUAUGAAGUCAGAAUCAGAGCUGUUAAAAAAACAACUGUCAAGUGAGAGACACACGAUUAAAAACCUUGAAUCAUUGUUGGCUACAAAUAGAGAUAAAGAAUUUCAUACUCAUUUAACCUCUCACGAGAAGGAUACAGAAAUUCAGCUACUUAAGGAGAAGUUAACCCUUUCAGAAAGCAAAGUAACUAGUCAAAGCCGGGAAAAUGCCAUGCUCCGAUCUAAAGUGACACAAUUACAAACAGAUUAUGAUACUAUGAAAAGGCAGAUUUCAACUGAAAGAUAUGAACGAGAACGAGCAGUCCAAGAGAUGCGUCGACAUGGUCUUCCUACACCACCCCUUAGUUCUACUCUGAAGUCUCCUUUACAGUCUCCUGAACAUAUAAGUGUAUAGUUAUUAGAAAAAAUAAUGAUUUUCCAUGAGUUUCUUUGUGGAUAUUUAAAAGAACACAACAGUAAUGAAAUAUUUGAAGUACUUGUUCCUGAAAAUCAUGAGCAUUGACACAAAUUCUACCUCUGGCAACUUUUAUUUAAAUCACUGAAUAUUUAUGUAAAAAGUUUGGUUGAAAAGAACUCUAUAUUUUCAUAUGUAUGACAAAACAAAAUAUGUAUUAAUAGUGCUUAACUGAUGUGAUAUGUAUAUUUUUAUUAUUCCUGACUUAAAUUACUCCUUAAAAUGUGUUUGUACUGUGAAUUAAUAUAAUGUAUUGUUCACAUUAUGCUUUAAUAAUCUAUUUCUA
Urocitellus parryii (Arctic ground squirrel) is the source of this 4078-nucleotide messenger RNA. RefSeq names its product centrosomal protein 135 (gene Cep135). Lineage: Eukaryota; Metazoa; Chordata; Mammalia; Rodentia; Sciuridae. The record is from RefSeq and is a predicted model, not a curated record.